Molecule: messenger RNA, 3501 nt
Organism: Rhinolophus ferrumequinum (greater horseshoe bat)
Lineage: Eukaryota; Metazoa; Chordata; Mammalia; Chiroptera; Rhinolophidae
Gene: CHRNB1
Product: cholinergic receptor nicotinic beta 1 subunit
Exons: 11
Coding region: 68-1579 (503 amino acids)
Biological process (GO): regulation of membrane potential; chemical synaptic transmission; nervous system process
Cellular component (GO): neuron projection; postsynaptic membrane; synapse
Molecular function (GO): transmembrane signaling receptor activity; acetylcholine-gated monoatomic cation-selective channel activity
Source: RefSeq, a predicted model, not a curated record
CACUUCCCCUGCACUGGCUGUCCCGGCGGCUCACCGAGAGAACACACUUGAGCGACGCGGCGGGUCUAUGAUCCCAGGGGUGCUGCUGUUGCUGGGGGCGCUGGGGGCGUCGCUCACCCCGGGCGCCCGCGGCUCGGAGGCGGAAGGCCGGCUCCGCGAGAAACUUUUCUCGGGCUAUGAUAGCUCGGUGAGGCCGGCGCGGAACGUGGGAGACCGCGUCGGGGUCAGCAUUGGUCUCAGCCUGGCGCAACUCAUCAGCCUGAACGAGAAGGAUGAGGAGAUGAGCACAAAGGUGUACUUAGACCUGGAGUGGACUGACUACAGGCUGAGCUGGAACCCCGCGGAGCACGAGGGAAUCGAUUCACUCCGUAUUUCGGCCGAAUCCGUGUGGCUACCAGACGUGGUGCUGCAAAAUAACAAUGACGGAAAUUUUGACGUCGCUCUGAGCAUUAACGUCGUGGUAUCCUCAGACGGCUCCGUGCGCUGGCAGCCCCCGGGCAUCUAUCGCAGCAGCUGUAGCAUCCAGGUCACCUACUUCCCCUUUGACUGGCAGAACUGCACCAUGGUGUUCAGUUCCUAUACCUAUGACAGCUCAGAGGUCAGCCUGCAGACUGGCUUGGGUCCUGAUGGGCAGGAGCGUCAGGAAGUGCACAUUCAUGAAGGGACCUUCAUUGAGAAUGGCCAAUGGGAAAUUAUCCACAAACCUUCUCGGCUAAUCCAGCCUCCCAUGGACCCAAGGGGCAGGGGAGAAGGACAGCGUGAAGAAGUCACCUUCUACCUCAUCAUUCGCCGGAAGCCUCUCUUCUACCUGGUCAAUGUCAUUGCUCCAUGUAUCCUCAUUACUCUCCUGGCCAUCUUCGUCUUCUACCUGCCACCAGAUGCAGGAGAGAAGAUGGGGCUCUCAAUCUUUGCCCUGCUGACCCUUACUGUGUUCCUGCUGCUGCUGGCAGACAAAGUGCCUGAGACCUCCCUGUCUGUCCCCAUCAUUGUCAAGUACCUCAUGUUUACCAUGGUCCUCGUCACCUUCUCAGUCAUCCUUAGCGUCGUGGUCCUCAACCUGCACCACCGCUCACCCCACACCCACCAAAUGCCCCUUUGGGUCCGCCAGAUCUUCAUCCACAAACUCCCUCUGUACCUGGGUCUGAAGAGGCCCAAACCCGAGAGAGACCAGAUGCCGGAGCCACUUCCUGUAGCCCUCAGGGAUUCUCGGGGAAGUGGCUGGGGUUGGGGAAUAGACGAAUAUUUCAUCCGGAAGCCACCGAGUGAUUUUCUCUUCCCCAAACCUAACAGGUUUCAGCCUGAACUAUCUGCCCCGGAUCUGCGGCGAUUUAUCGAUGGUCCAAACCGGGCUGCGGGCCUGCCUCCCGAGCUACGGGAGGUCGUAUCCUCGAUUAGUUACAUCGCUCGACAGCUGCAGGAACAGGAGGACCACGACGCGUUGAAGGAAGACUGGCAAUUUGUGGCCAUGGUAGUGGACCGCCUCUUCCUGUGGACCUUCAUCAUCUUCACGAGCGUCGGGACCCUAGUCAUCUUCCUGGACGCUACUUACCACUUGCCCCCUGCCGACCCCUUUCCUUGAGGAUGGAGGGCCCAGAUCCAAGUCCUCCGCCGGCUGAAUUGAGAGUUCAGCUGUACUCUCAAGCCCUAUUCCUCUCUGCCCCUUAACUGCUUCACUGGGAAUCCAGUCUCAUCAUUUCCACUCUGGAGAGAGAGCAGAAGUGGGACUUGGCAGACAGAGGUCUUGAGCCCACCAGAAAUGCACUAUAAGCUUAUUUACUCUUUGACUUCUUAAAGAAGCCCCUUUGGAUUUCAACAGCUAGGUUCCAGUAUAAUGGAGCAAAGUACAAGAACUAGACUGUAAGCUUUAUGAGUGCAGGAACUGUGUCCUGUUCACUGUAAUAUCCCCAGCACCUAGCACAUAUCCUAAUAUGCUAGACAUUUGUUGACUAAAUAGGGAAAUUUUUUUCUGUAAGGAAAUAUACCAAUUAAUAGUACUUACAUUUGCAUGUUGGGACUAGUAGUCAUUUUUACUUUGUUUUUACCUUUCUGUAAUUUAUUAUGUUUUGAAAUAAGUGUUAUCUUUAGGACAAAAAAGGUUAUUUCUAAAAGGGUGCAUUUGUAAUAGGGAAAAAAAGUGCACUUUAAAAAUUUGCAUUCAAGUUCCAGCUUUCGUGCUCAAACUUUGGACAAGCUACUAAACUACUGUGUCUCAGUUUCCACAUCUGUACAAUAAUAAUAUCUUAAUAAAUAAUAAUAAUAAUAAUAGUAUCUUCCCCCUAGUCUGAGUAUCAUAUGAGAAGAUGGGAACAGGAGUACUGUAUAGUGUAUAUCAGAGGUUGCAAACUGGUGUGUUUUGUUUGGCCCAUGAUGUUGGCAUAAUUUUAAAUUUGAAUUAGUUCGUUACUUUUAAAAAUUGGAUAUUUCACAAAGAAAUUUGGAUUUCUGACUUCUCUUGAAAAAUGUAAAAAACUAGUUGCCACCAGGCCUGGUUCCCCCCUUUGCAGCAACUUGCUAGAGCUGAUUAGUGGUUGCCCAUUCUGGUCAGUUCCUCAAAGCUCCCAACCACCUGACCAGUUUUGCUCAUUUUACUUGCCCAUGCCUCCGUAACACUAGACAAAAUACAGGGAAGGGGAGGGACGACAAGGAGUUGACGCCAGUGGGAGGAUAGGAGUAGGAAAGCUUGUCAUGUCUCUUACGGCCAUCACACAUUUUGUACCUCAGUUUCCUUUCAAUUUGGAGAAAGGGUUGUACCUGAUUUAAGGCAGGGCCUUUCUGGGACAUGAAGAUCUUCUGCCCCAUAGCCUGUGUGAACUGGACUAAGGUGAAUGUUUCUGCCUGGAGGUCAGACCAAAGUCAGCUUACGCCUAGUGGCUGCCACAGUUAUAGUAAACUACCUGGGGUCAGCAAGCCCUCACACCUACUCAAUUGCUGGAAGUUGUUGUCCUAAGAGGGUGAAUAGGGCUACAGCUCCCAGGGAUCCCUGUGGGACAAGGUCAGCAUGUCCCUUAUAACCAGACCCACCAGCCACGCAAAUAAUUGCACCUGGCAUCCCACUGUGGAGCACAGUUCAUUUGUCUUGUUGGUUUAUUGGCCUAGAGAGUUGGACACACACACAAAUGCGGAGAUAAAUAUUGGUCAGUUUCUCUAAAUCUGGGUCCUCACUACGUAUAGAGCUAGAGUCUGUAGAAUUCUAAAUCUUACGUGCUGUGGCACAGAACCAGUGGCCUUCCCACUCCACCCUUCUUCCCAGGGAACAUGGGGAAAGAGGGCACAAACGUCUGACAAGACUUGAUCAUUUUCAAAAGACAAAAUUGCAAAAUCCCAAAUUUCCAACAUCUGAAAUUCACAAUAUUCAAGUUCCCCAGCUCAGAUACAUCUUUUAAUCUCCUUUUCGCCACAAUCUCAUUUGUUUCCCAGAACUACCAAAUUCUGGAAACUAUUUUCCUAAAUCAUAUUUAAAAAAAAAAAAAGAAAAGAAAAAAAGUCUACAAUCUCAGUUCU